AUGAAAGAAAAUUGCGGUGUUUGUUAUUGGCGAUGGAUUAUGUUUUUAGUUGUACAUUUGAAAACACUAGUUCGAAAGGAUAAUGUAAAUGUACUUUAAACGUUUUUGCAUCCAGCGCAAUUUGAUGAAUCCUAUGAUGAAUAAAACUUGGUGUAAAUAAUUAGUAACCAUGAAUCCUAGAGGAAGUAACAUCCUUUUGUUUGUGCUUUUUCGCAUACUCCUGCCAAUAAUUUUAUUGACAGCUGCUAUUCUACGCUACAAUGGAUUAUCAUUGGGAUACAGUAUCUGCCUGCUGUUUGCACCUCUCAUGCGUGUUCCAAACCAAAAGUCCAUGUUGCGAGAAACUGGAGUAUACCUAAAAUUUAUUGUAACAAUGAGCUUGCUGCCUAUCUUGGGUCACAUAAUUUUUCAUGUUACCCUAGUGGCUAUAGCAUCAGAGAAUGAUCCAUAUGGCAGCAUGUUCAAAAACUGUUCAUUUAAUGAAAAGCUUGUGCGGCAAAUAGGAUUUCAGAGGCUGGACAAUGCUAGUGUUGGCAACAUCAUCAGACUGGUGGCCCCUGACGCGCUUGUCUUUGUGACCUCUGUUAUUCUGCUAGCCGUGUCAGUCAAGAUAACCAAGCCAUCCGUGCUGUACAACUCUCCAACCGAGCAGCCACUGUUGGGGCCAGGGAAACAGAGGGGUCUCAGCAAUCUCAUGAGGACCUUCCUGCAGUUUUGUAGGAACUUGGCUCUUCUGGGAGCUGGCAUUAUCGUCCCAUCAAUACUUUCAGGCGUGUACUUCAUUGUGUUUUUAGUAGUCCUUACCCUCUGGGGCUGCUACAUCCCCAUGGGCCGGAGGUUCAACUACAUACAGAACCUACUGCUCUUCUACACAGCCUCACACCUUCUCUUGCUACACAUCUACCAGUUCCAGUUCUUCCAGGAGACACUCAAACCUACAGACAUUAUAGCCAGAAUUAUGGGACUGACAGGUAUUGUUGAGACAGACUGCAGCAAUGUGGACAGCAUUCUUUUUCACCCGGGUGUUCGAUGGUCAGCUUUUGUUAACCCUGCCAUUCUUCUUACUCUCUACUGGAUGAUGGCCAUCAAUAAACAAUAUGUUAAGUACAGGUCAAAGCAGUCAGUUGAACAUCAUCCAAGUGGGAGUCUGCUGAGCUCAACAGUUCCUACAGAGCGGCAGGUAUAUCAGACAAGUCUCAAUGAGUCACUGUGGAGUGUGGAAAAACAAAGAGUUGAUAUGGAGACAGGGAGUAUGGUGUUCUCUGGAUCAUUCGAAGGGGAUGAUGAUGGCGGCGAAGAUGAGCCUGGUCGUCCUUCUACACCUGAGCGUCUGGUGGAGAAUGAGGAGCCCCCUGGAGGGAGGUAUGGGGGCGUUGAAGAGCGUCCAUCUAACAACACUGUUGAGGUGUCCACAAUGUCUUGUCCAGAUGACGAGAAGACCAAGAGGAGACCAUGGAUGUCCAUUGUCUAUGUCAUCAUGAAGCAGAGUUAUGUCCUGUCUCUCAUAGCCAUGAUGGUCUGGAGCAUCACAUACCACUCAUGGCUGACAUUUGCUUUCCUGCUCACUGCCUGUCUGCUAUGGAUGAUGCCCAACUCAAGAACAUGGUGCCUACGAGCUUCCCCAUUGAUCCUCCUCUACGCUGAGCUCUUGCUGUUAGCGCAGUACAUCUUUGGUAUGGAUCUGAACGAUGAGCUGCCCAAAAACGCAGGCGCCUACAAACUGGAUGAGAUCGGCCUUAAGAGAUUUGUGGAUCCUAGCAUUAACAUCGCAUUACAAUGUCUGUACACAAUGUUCCUUGUGUUGGCCUUGAGGCAGUACUUCAGUGAACAGAGGCGGAACUCUGAGGAAAUACCUCCCGGCAUUCUUCUUGAAAUUGCCUCCAAACGUCAUUCCAUCUUUGAAACUUUUAUAUCUCUGGAUUUACAAGAGCGCAUGUACGACAGCAAGACUAUGGUGUUUAUAGGGAACUUCCUGUGGGUGCUUUUCUGCAAGUACUGGAUCAUCUUCUGCUCCAUCAUGAUGGCCAUCAUCUCCCUGCAGGACGUGGUCAUCUACAGAAUCAUCUACAUGUUCUUGUUCCUCUUCUUUGUGCUGCUCUUCCAGUAUAACUAUAAGGUCUGGCGGACAGCAAAUUACAUGUUUUGGUGGAUUGUGGUAAUCUACUCCAUGUUGGUGCUGAUCCUGAUCUACACGUACCAGUUUGAACAGUUCAAAAACUACUGGGUCAGUCUGACAGGCUUUGAUGAAGAGCUGCUGAAAGACAUCGGCCUGGAGAGGUACGACACGACCGGCCUGUUUGUGAAGCUGCUGACCCCAACAAGUUUCCUGGUCUUUGUCAUCCUGCAGCUCAGAUACUUCCAUCACCCCUUCCUUAAGCUCAGUGCUUUAGACAGAUACAUACAAACACCAGAAGAUGUGAACCUCAACCAAACAGAUGACGAGAGGCUGGCCCAGAACAUGACAGAAGAUGAGGAUGAGAACAAUUCAGCAGCACAAACCUCCAGCAAAAGACACAGUACCAGGAACUGGUUGAAGAGGCACAUCUUGAGAGGCUUGGAACAGUGGAACAGAUUCACACUAAAGCUGUGGAGACUUGGAGAGAUUCACUUCUUCAAGCUCAUCUGUCUGAUUAUCAUUGUUGUUGCAGCUAAUGAGGUUUCUGCCUUGACUGCCGUGUAUGUGCUGAUCCUGUCCAUCCUCCUGCCCAUCCCAAAAGCCCAUUUGUUCUUGUCCCAUCUAACCCAGUUCUGGACGGUUGUCAUCAUCCUAGCCAAGAUGAUUUACCAGCUCAAUUUGGUUGAGACCAAGUAUUGGAAGACCAACUGUACUGAAAUUUAUGGUGUAAAUGGCACAGUGAACUCAACAGUGGAAACAGAUAAUGCCUUGUGGUUUGGGCUGAUGAAGAUUGACAGUCAGGGAACCUCCCUCGCACAUUAUCUUCGUCUGUAUCUCUUGAUUAUGGUUUUGAUAGCAUUUGAGAGCAUCAUUAGAUACCAUCAGAAGCAAUAUUUCAAUCAAAGUAAUAUCACAAAGCCACAAACAGGCAUCAUCUUUGCUUCCAUAACACGCAAUGAUGCGGACAAGGGCAUUGUGAGGUGUACCAUGUUCUUUGCCAAUUACUUCUUUUAUAAAUUUGGACUGGAGUGCUGUUAUAUCAUGACUGCCGUAACUGUUAGUAUCAGAGUGGAUGUUAUUGCUGUACUCUACAUCUUAGUUGUUGCCUGCUUUAUUAUGCAGUCGAGGCGUAACAUAGCCAGAGUUUGGCCCAUUUACAAACUCUUCCUGGCUGUGCUCCUAGCUGUCCAGUUUUUUGUGGUCCUCGGCUUUCCCUCUGGUUUAUGCAUUGAUUACCCUUGGAUAAUGGACAAUGCUGUUUCUAAUAAUUUGAAGCAGUGGCUAUUUUUACCUGAUUAUGUGGCCUCUCCACAUUCUUCUAAACUAGUUGCUGACCUCCUGCAGCUUUUAUUUGUCAGCCUCCAGUCCUUUGUGUUCCACCUAGAGGCAGACCAUGAAAAAAUGGAAGCUUUUGGAGGGGGAGAUAAUGCUGAUAUUGUGGAGGAUGUGGAGGCCAAUAAGCCAAUUUUAUGUGAUGAUUUUACCAUUGACACAACGAAAGGGAUCAACCUGCUCAAGUACUUCAUCUUUGAAAACAUGUUCUGGGUUACAAUGGCAGUUAUUUUCAUCACUGGGGCCACAAGGAUAAACAUCUUCUCCCUGUUCUAUGUCAUAGCUGUCUUCUGCUUCAUGUGGUACGGCAAGGAGCUCUUCCUCAAGCCCAUCAGGAAAAUGCUUUUAAUGUGGAAUUUCCUUAUAAUGUACUGCAUCCUAGUAUUGUUUCUAAAGACGACACUGCAGCUGAUAGGGUGCGUGUAUGUAGCACAGCUGAUAGACAACCACCAGUGCUGGCUGGUUCAACUGUUUGGGGUCAACUGUCUGCUUGCUGGUGUCCAGACCCCAGUGUCUACUGGAGUAUGUGUGGUGGAGAAGGACGAUGCCGGCCUAGCAUGGGAUGUGAUCUGCCUGACAUUUUUACUCUUCCAGCGCCGUGUCUACUCUUCUUACUACUUCAGGCAUAUAGUCACAUCUCUUAGAGCACAGAACAAUUUAGUCUCUCGGGGAGCUGAGCUGAUCAACAGGAUCAUGAUCAGGGAGGUGAACAAACAGAAUGAACAGGAGAAGGAGAUCCUGGUCAACAUCAAGAAACAGAUGAAAGCUUUGAAGAAAAAACAAGCCAAGCUGAAGAAAGACUACAAGGAACCAGAGGAACACUUUCAGGCCAUUCGUGCUGGAGACUAUUAUCUGUUUGAAGAUGAGGGAGAGGAUGAAACGCCAGUCAACGUACAGACAUCAUUGACCUUUGGCACUGAACCAGAGGAUCCAGCAGCUAAACCAACACCAGCACAAGAUGAGUUGAGCCCUACAGUCAUUACAUCAGAGGUUAUCAAUACAGCUAUUGAUCAAGGUAUGACUGCUGCCAUUGUGUCCUAUGAAGAUGUUAGCGAAAUUCCAACUAGGGCUGAAGCUCAUGUAUCCUCACCUGUAGAUCCACCAGACCAGGAUGAACCUGAGUCUGUGGGAAAACUGAGGGUUAUUGCUGGUUUAAUCACAACCGUCUGGUUCAGUAUCAUCGACUGGAUUAUUGCCUUCUGCAACAGGUUGUCUCGCAACUAUCGUCUGGUAGCCAAGAAAUUAACCAAGGAGAUGGUUAUUGAGAAACAGAAAGUUUUGGCCCGCACAGAAUCUAGUUUUUACUUCAGCAAGGAAGUCACACCUGAUGUUCAGCCCUCAACUUCUAGUGACUUUAAAGUGGACAUUGAGGAAGAUAUUCUUCCUGGAAUUUCUCGAAAAUCUGAGAGUUUAUUAAGCCUGGAUGAGCUGGAGAAGGAAGACGAGGAGGAGAUACAGAAACAGUUCAAGACCAACCGAGACCGCUUCAGUCGUCUGACCAUGGCCGUGGGCCUGCUGCUGGCCUCACGCUCGGAGCUGCUGUGCUACUUCCUGAUGAUCCUCAACCAGAUGGUCUAUGGCAGCCUGCUCUCCCUGCCCCUGCCCCUCAUGGUUUUCCUCUGGGGUAUGCUCUCAGUACCCCGCCCCUCUAAGACUUUCUGGAUUACUGUCAUUACCUACACUGAGGCUGUGGUGGUGUGCAAGUACAUGUUCCAGUUUGGUUUCUUCCCUUGGAAUGACGGCGUCUUUAGAGACAAUCCCUUCUUCCCUCCCAGGAUUAUUGGCAUUGAGAAACAAAGCAAUUAUGCCAAUGUGGAUAUAGCGCUGUUGUUGGCUCUUUUCCUGCAUAGAUCAAUUCUCAGGAAAUACGGCCUGUGGCGUGAUGCUGCUGACAUUACUGCAGAUCUUGAGGCAGCUGGAGCUAAAGAACAAAGCACUCCAAACUCACCCAGUAAAGUGUUUGAUGAAGAUGUUGUGUUUGGCAAGUCUGUCAGCAAUGUUGAUGCUCUUGAUGGACGCUUGACCCCAUCCUGUAAACCUCGCUCCAAACUGGGACAGGGGUUCUCGUACAUUUUAAACCCAUUCAGAAAGUUCUUUAGGCAAGUGACAGAGUCCUCAUACAAUGCUACAGCAGACGUGUACGCCCCAAUGUUUUUCUGUGAUUUCAUCCUCUUUCUGGUCCUGGUCUUAAGCUUCAGCUCAUUCGGACCUGCGGAGACAGCAGGGGAUGGAGAUGUGACCAGCUACAUCAAAAACAACAAGAUCCCCAUCCCAUUCCUCUUCAUGCUCAUAGCCCAGUUUGUCUGCAUCAUUAUUGACAGAGCUAUUUUCCUGCGCAAGUUUGUUCUGGGGAAAUUUAUUUUCCAGAUCCUCCUGGUCAUCGCCAUACAUAUCUGGAUGUUUUUCCUUCUGCCUGCCAUCACCAAGAGGAGUUUUUUCAACAACGUGGCAGCUCAGAUCUGGUACUUCACCAAGUGUAUUUACUUUGGGUUGUCAGCUUACCAGAUCAGAUGUGGCUAUCCCAACCGCAUCCUAGGCAACUUCCUGACCAAGAAAUACACUUACACCAACUUAUUCCUCUUUAAAGGUUUCCUAGCCAUUCCAUUUUUGUUAGAACUUCGGGCGUUGAUGGACUGGAUCUGGACAGACUCCACACUUGCUAUUGGAAAUUGGCUUCAGAUGGAAGAUAUAUAUGCAAAUAUUUUUGUUCUUAAAUGCUGGCGUGAAAUAGAAAAGCAAUAUCCAACAGAGAGAGCGAUCAAGAAGAAGCCUUGGAUCAAGUAUGUGUCUGGUGGGAUCCUGCUGGUCAUUGUGGUCUUCAUCGUCUGGUUCCCGCUGGUUUUCUUCUCUUUCUUUAACGCAGUCUUUAUUUCCAACCCUCCAAACGAGGCCACCAUGUCUGUCAGCAUAUCAGGGUACCAGCCCCUGUUUUCAUCCACCGCACUUGGGAACACAAUCCACACGCUGACUGAUGCUGAGUACAGUACGCUCAAGACUCACUACUCAAGGGAUAGGAAUGCAUACAGUUUUCUUAGUGGUUACGAUGCGUCAGAUGUUUCGUUGUUAUCAUUUGAUGGUAAAUCUCUGGCCAUCUGGGGGAUAAGUCCAGUCAGUCAGAAGUCCAUGAUGAAUGACCUUUCUGAUGAUUCUUCUACCAGCAAAUUGAUGCUCUCAGUUGAACACAAGUUCCAGAGAGAACCAGACCAAGUGUUACCCAGUGAUGUCAGUUGUCUUUUUGAAGUGAAUCUACGAGAUGUAAAAUAUAAAAAUGUUCGGCACACUUUUGCACGUAUCAUCAACUCCACAACGCCCACAAAUGAAUCAGUGGUGAUUCAUGAAUUAUUUCCUCGAUUUUUGCGGCUUGGUGGCACUUCAAAAGCUGUCCCCAUUGAUGUAUUAAAUAAUGGCAUUGGUUUGAGCAACAUUUCCAUGCAACUUCAGAUCGACCCAUCCAAUUCACUGAGUGAAUGGUGGAAUCUGAAAGAGAUUGUGUCUGGGACUGUUUACGCUUACAAACGAGAAACCAACACCUCGUAUGACAAGUCAUUUAUAAUCACCUUCAAUGAUCGCAAGGCACCAGCCUCACUCUCUUUCCUAUCUGGAUACGGAAUCAUUGGGCUGUACCUGUCCUUCAUUCUCUUGAUUGGUCGUUUGAUGCGUCUGAGCACGACCAAUCAGUACCUGACGAUCAUGUUCAGGGAGUUGCCAGACGUUGACCGCAUUAUGAAGCUGUGUUUAGAUCUGUACCUGGUCAGAGAGAUGAAGGAGUUCCAGCUGGAAGAGGAGAUCUACGCCAAGCUCAUCUUCUUGUACCGCAGUCCUGAGACAACAAUCAAGUACACGCGCCAGACUGUGCGCUCUGGAAUUUUCUCUGUUGAAGAGAAAGAGAAGGAGGAUUGAUACAUUUAGAACUUGGCAACUGAAAAUAUUUAAUUCAGUGCCUCUAGUACAGGUUUCAUUUUCAUGGCAUUAAGGCAGUUUUCUUUUCUUUCUGCAUAAUACAGUUGUACAUGUCUUAGUAGCAACUAGUAAGACCUUGUCAUUAAGACCUUUCCAUUUAGAACAUUUCAUCCACUUAGCCAACUUGACCCCUUUACAUUCCUGUCUUUUCUGUUUUAUACUUUUCUUGUUAUGCUCAAGAGGUUGGUUGUUGUUGUUUUUUUUAAGUCCUCAAUUAUUUUUUUUUAUCUUAUUGGGGGGUUGCACACAAAUAGAAAAUUAAAACCACACAAAAAAUAAUGAAGAAUGUUUGCCCUACAUCAGAAAAUUCAGUUUGUCUUUUUCUUUAAUGUUGAUACUAUUUAUAUUUAACCCUUUACAGGCCUAUCUGCCCGUGGUCGUCCAAAAAUUUUUUGUCUGGUACAGUCAGGUGUGCCCGCGGUCGCCCUACUAUGAAUAGUACAUUUAUUUAUUUGUAGUAGCCGAAGUCUCGAUGGUAACGAGAUUUUGAAGAUAUCGGUGGGAGUGGGAAAUAAUAAGUUUUAUUUACUUUGUUUUCUCGUUCUAUCACCAGUGGUCCAUUUUCUACGAUUUUUCUAAAGUUAGAAAAAAAAAUUCUCAAAAUUAUGAGCAAUAUAAUUAGUGAAAUUAAUUCUAAUUAAAAUGCUUCGGCCAUUGAAUUUGGUUUUAUUUAUAAUGUAACUAUUGAAAAAGAAAGUAGCUCCAGUGACUGCGUUGAAUUUUUUUUUUUUAGCAUUUCAAAUAAAAAUUUUAUAGAAAUAAUAUUAGAAGUAGUGUUUUGCUUACAUUUUUUCCGGGAUUAGUGUUAUUUUUAUUAAUUAAUAAUAAAUUAUUAAGCUAUUUAACUUCAUGCAUAAUAGACUUGGGCUAGCUUUUUAUUUUUUAACUUAAGCGGUUAUUUUUUAAAAAUAUUUUUAAAAAGUACUGUGGUUGAAAAAUGAGUCUUUUUUCGCCCAGCCGUAGGGGAAAUAAAAUAGUUUUGAUGCCAGGCCAUCAAAGGGUUAACCACUUUUUAAUUAAAGGCCUCUACCAUAUAGGUAUGUUUGUGUGGUAGAUAUUUUCAGCUGGGAUUCAAUUGUGUUAUUUUGCUUUGAUAAUGUAGAAUAAUUAUUUA
Physella acuta is the source of this 8522-nucleotide messenger RNA. RefSeq names its product piezo-type mechanosensitive ion channel component 2. The record is from RefSeq and is a predicted model, not a curated record. Gene Ontology annotation, molecular function: mechanosensitive monoatomic ion channel activity. Lineage: Eukaryota; Metazoa; Mollusca; Gastropoda; Physidae. Gene Ontology annotation, cellular component: membrane.